AGAACACCGCCAACCGACACACCCACACACACGCACCGGGUUUUAGUUGCACGAAAUUUAGCCUUCUGCUAGAGGAGGGGGAGAGAUACAGUAAAUGGUUUCUCUUCAAAAAUUGUUGAAAUGUCGGGCGUCGUAAAAUUCUUGAAGUCGCUGGUGACAGCGGAGCCAGUGACUUCAAGAGUUUUGUCAAAAACUACUGAAAUAUCACAAACAUCAACACCAUCGGUGACACCCUCUUCAUCGCCUACUCAUUCUGAACCAUCAAAUAUCCAGUCAGUCAAGCCCCAUGUACCUCUCAUCAAGUUCCGAAAGGGAAGCCCAGCUCAUGGCCAUUCAGCAGGUAGUGGAUCACCGUCUCCUGGCGUAGCUGGUAGUAGUGUUGUUUUUUCUCGUGGGACCAUUGAAGAUUACCAACUACCUUCAAGGUACCAACGAACUCCUAUGGACGAGAAAGAAAUUGAGUACAUUAAUAGAGGAGGACCUGAAUGAGAAAUUCCUAACAAAUGUGUAGUGAGCGGCAUCUUUCAGGCAUCUGAAUAUCACUGUGUCAUGAACUUUCAAACUUUAAGAACUGUCCGGAAGUCCUGACCCAAAAUGUGUGCAAGACAUUUAGUGAAAUUGUUAAAAAUGAUAUGAUAAUGUUGAACUGUGAUUAACUUUACAGUUUGUGAAUUUCAUACUGCUUAGGCAUUGUACAUAACCAUCAUCCUAUCUGCAAAUAUUUCUUCUAAAAUUGAUUAAAUUGUCUUAUUUGAUCAUA
This is a messenger RNA of Frankliniella occidentalis (western flower thrips), 760 nucleotides long. RefSeq names its product alpha-ketoglutarate dehydrogenase component 4. Bases 121 to 489 code for a protein of 122 amino acids. Lineage: Eukaryota; Metazoa; Arthropoda; Insecta; Thysanoptera; Thripidae. Gene Ontology annotation, biological process: 2-oxoglutarate metabolic process. The transcript has 5 exons. The record is from RefSeq and is a predicted model, not a curated record.